This is a messenger RNA of Arabidopsis arenosa, 2279 nucleotides long. NCBI's taxonomy places the organism in Eukaryota, Viridiplantae, Streptophyta, Magnoliopsida, Brassicales, Brassicaceae. The record is from the annotation of a GenBank genome assembly.
UUUUGGUCGGAGAGUAUCGUCAAGUUUUCGCCGGAGAAUUCAUCACGUAGUAAUCUUCAACAUCUGAAAUUCAAAAUGCCUCGAGGUAGCUCCGGAGGAAGAUCUGGUUACCGUCCUCCUCGUUCUUCUCGCCCUGCAGCUGCUCGAAGCCCACCUCCUCAAACUGUUAAUCGUGCUCCUCCUCCAGCAACAGCUCAGCCUAGUGAAGGUGGUAUCUUUAGGAAUAUCCGCGCUACCAUAGUUGAUGGUUUUGCUUUUGGUGCUGGAAAUGCAGUUUCACACAGGGUUGUGGAUUCUGUGAUGGGUCCACGAACCUUCAAGCACGAAACCGUUGUUUCUCAGGCUGCUCCUGCUUCCCCUGUUGCAACUAGCAUGAGUGCUUGUGACAUUCACUCCAAGGCUUUCCAAGAUUGCGUCAACCAUUUUGGAAGCGACAUCAGUAAGUGCCAGUUCUACAUGGACAUGCUGAGUGAAUGCAAGAAGAAUUCUGAAAGAUCAUCAUCUUCAUCCCGUAGCUCGUCUCCUCGGACUGAAAGAAGAUCUUCCUCUAGCCCUCGGCCAGCAGCUGCACGCAGCCCGUCUCGUGAAACUUCCGAAAGAUCUACUCCGCCUACAUAUAGGACUAGUAGCGAUGAUGAUUAUAAUCUGUUUGGAGGAAUAUUUCGAGGUAUGCGUAGCGAUGAUCAAGAUACUAGCGAUGAUGGGGAUGGGGGUACUAGCCAUGGCGAAACUCUAUUUGGGGACACGGUUCGAACUCUAUUGUGCCCACCACCCCCUGUGGUCUCUGAGCCUGUGGCAGGUCUUGUUAGUCCAUGUCACACUCAAUCCAAAGCUCUCCAAGAUUGCCUCAACGAUUUUGAUACAGACAUCAAUAAGUGCCAGCUCUACAUGAACACAUUGUCUCGGUGCAAGAAGAAUUCUGAUACCAAGUUGUACCCUGUGGUUCGAGGUAGUAGCGAUGAUCGGGCUAGUAGCGAUAAUAAUGAUUUGGUUAGAUCCGCAGCUAUGUUGUGCCCACGAACCGUCGUGGGCUCUGAGGUUUCCUCUAUAGCCCCUGUUGCAGCUCCCGUUAGUAUAUGUGCCACUCAAGACAAAAUUUUCCAAGAUUGCCUUAACGAUUAUGAAACAGACAUCACUAGACGGAGUUUCCGAUCUGAUGCGGCGCUCGAAGCCAUAACCAAUGCGUUAGAAGAGAAAGUACCAAACUUAGUGCUAUACAAUUAUCCUUCCUACUCCGGCGCUUUUUCAGCUCUCUUCGCUCAUCUCUACUACUCUCGCCUCCGUCUUCCUUGUCUCAUAUUACCCUUUUCUUCCGUCAUACCCUUCAGGAUUGAAGAUUUGUGUUUGGAGGGGUUCGAGAGAUGUUAUCUGCUUGAUUUUGUUGUUCCCAAAGAUCUUGCUUGCCAAAAAACAGCUUGCGAGAACUCGGCAUUGACAAGGAUUGGCUCAAUAAAGGAAGAGCAGAAGAAGAGGCUUAAGAUUUAUGUUGAUACCGAAACCAGUAGCUCAAAGGCUGUGUAUAAGUAUUUCUCCAGUAAACUCACAUAUCAAAGAUCUUCCGAGGUAGAAGCUCUCAGUUUGCUAAGUGUAGAAGACAAAACUCGGGUUGAAUCGGUUCUUGAUUACAUUGAGGAUAUCGAUCUUCGACGAUGGAUGUUACCAGAUAUCAAAGCUUUCAGCUUUGGUCUUAAGGACUGGCGCUCAAGGAUCAAUUGUAUCACUAAUCCUUACAUGUACGAACAGUUGUUGAAAAUAAGUUCGGCGGAUCUCAUUGCUUAUGGGAAUUCAUAUUUUUCAUCUCGUCUUAUUGAUGCAAAGAAACUGCUAAAGCUGAAUAAAGCUUUCAAGAUCAGAUUGGGAAGAGGGUUAUAUGGAGAGUGCCUGGGAAUGCGCGCAGAUGGUAACCAUCAACUAAGCGAUGAACUUGGCAAGCUUCUUAGUCUACAAAGUUCUGCAGCUGGUCUCAGGCCAAUAGGAGCUAUUACAUUUAUGCAAAGGAAUAAUCUCAAAAUGUGCUUGAGAAGUACCGAUGUUAUAACCGAUACAUCCGAAGUUGCUAAGGCUUAUGGAGGAGGUGGAACAUCUAGUUCAAGCUCGUUUAUCAUAAGAAUGGAUGAAUAUAAUCAAUGGAUUUCGACGCUUUGACCAUGAAAAUACUCCUCCACGAGCUCAUAUCUAUGGAAUUUUGGCAUUGUGAAAGACAUUGGACUUUGGAAGUCAAUAUCUAGUGACAAGUUUGGUGAUCACAAAGGGCUGAUUGAUAAAGUAUUGAAGAUUGA